Lactuca sativa (garden lettuce) is the source of this 1420-nucleotide messenger RNA. RefSeq names its product nuclear pore complex protein NUP50A. Gene Ontology annotation, cellular component: nuclear pore. Gene Ontology annotation, biological process: intracellular transport. The record is from RefSeq and is a predicted model, not a curated record. NCBI's taxonomy places the organism in Eukaryota, Viridiplantae, Streptophyta, Magnoliopsida, Asterales, Asteraceae.
CCCUAUCUAAUUUGAUAUGUCUUAACCAAUUCUACUCCUUAGCCUAGGGUUCAUGUAUAUAAACACAAGCUUCCGCACACACUUGAAACAACGGCAAAAAUAAGCAUAGAAGCUCCACAUCGGACCACUUUCAAGAAUAUAAUUCUUUUAUCUCCAGCCUGUGAAUAGCACUGUUGGAUUUGAAUAUUCUGUGAUGGGGGACACAGAAAACACACUUCCACCAUCCAAGAAAAGAGCUGCUGGAAGAGAAUUAUCAAGAGAUAACCCUGGUCUUGAUGAUGAAGAAGAUGAUAUUCUUGAUCAAGAACCAGGCACAUUCAAGAAAGCUAGUGAAGAAGUACUAGCCAAUAGAAGAAUUGUAAAAGUCCGCAGAAAAACACCAUCUGCACCUUCAUCUAAUCCUUUUGCAUCAAUCCAAUUAAUACCCCCUACAGAUCCCACUCCUGUUACACUCACUAAUGUUCAAGAAACUGAAAAGACAGCUUCAGAAGCGGUGGAAAUAGAAUCUCAAGAUAAUGCAAAAAAAGAAACUGAAAAUCAAGAAGAUGGUGCUGAUCAACAACCUGAAAUCCAAAAAGAGGAGGCUGAAUGUGAGGCGAAAAAAGAGACUGAAACUGAAAGCAACAAAGUUGAAAAUGAUGAAAAAAGCACCAGCUUUAGCUCAUUCCAACACCUUUCAAGUAGCCAAAAUGCCUUCACUGGGCUUGUAGGAACAGGGUUUUCAAGUUCAUCAUUUUCAUUUGGUUCAAUUACAAAAAGUGAGAAUCCAAGUUUCCCUUCUUUUGGUAGCAAUGGAAUUGAGAAAAGCGAGGGAAACAAAUCCAUGCAAGAAGUACACGUGGAAACAGGUGAGGAGAAUGAAAGAGCUGUUUUCACAGCAGAUUCUGUGCUGUUUGAGUUUCUUGAUGGAGGGUGGAAAGAACGUGGGAAAGGGGAAUUGAAAGUGAAUGUUUCAAGAAGUGGAAUUGGGAAAGCCAGACUUGUGAUGAGAGCUAGAGGGAAUUACAGAUUGAUAUUGAAUGCGAGUAUCUUUCCUGAUAUGAAACUGACAAAUAUGGAAAAGAAAGGGAUCACAUUUGCUUGUUUGAAUAGUACAGGUGAAGAAGGGAAAGAUAGCCUUUCAACUUUUGCUUUGAAGUUUAAAGAUUCUUCCAUUGUUGAUGAGUUUCGUGCUAUGGUUACACAACACAAAGGCAAUACAGAUACAACAACAGCUGUUUCAUCUUUGAAGACCCCUGAAAAUUCUCCAUGAACAAUGAAUGCCAUUUUCAUCUCUCAGGUAUCUAUCUGCUUGCCUUUUUGUUUUCAAGGCCAUAUCAUAUGAGGUGUUGAAUUAAUGAAAACAGAUUUUAGGAGUUAUUUUUCUUUAUGUAAACAUUAUAUCCUAUGAUCCCAUUUCUAUCCAAUCUGUUGCUAUUCA